This is a messenger RNA of Brachypodium distachyon (stiff brome), 2335 nucleotides long. Its product is annotated as kinesin-like protein KIN-7L. Lineage: Eukaryota; Viridiplantae; Streptophyta; Magnoliopsida; Poales; Poaceae. The coding region runs from base 123 to 2054 and encodes 643 amino acids. The record is from RefSeq and is a predicted model, not a curated record. Gene Ontology annotation, molecular function: ATP binding; microtubule motor activity; microtubule binding. The transcript is spliced from 14 exons. Gene Ontology annotation, biological process: microtubule-based movement.
AACCUGCCCGCUCCAGCACCCCUCACGCCGAAAUUUCAAAUCCUCCCUUUCUUCCCCAGAGCGGAGGACCAAUCGCCGACUCGCCGAGUCGCCGUCCGUGGUCCGUCCCCAAGCCGCCGCCCAUGGAGAAGAUCUCCGUCGCUGUCCGCUUCCGCCCGCCCAAGCCCUCCGCGGAGGCUGACACCACCUCCCCGUCGGGCGGCGGCGGCGGCGGAGACCGCGAGUGGCGCAUCGACGACACCCGGAUCUCCCUCCUCCACCGCACCGUCCCCGUCCCCGGCGCCUCCUUCGCCUUCGACCACGUGUUCGACGAAACGGCGACCAACGCGCGGAUCUACGGCCUGCUCGUCCGCUCCCUCAUCUGUGCCGCCGUUGAUGGCUUCAAUGGCACCGCCUUUGCCUAUGGCCAGACAAGCAGCGGCAAGACCUUCACCAUGAACGGCUCUGGUUCCCACCCAGGGAUCAUCCCACUCGCUGUCCGUGACGUCUUUGACACCGCCGCUGAGGCUGUGGACCGUGAGUUCCUGAUAAGGGUCUCGUACAUGGAGAUUUACAACGAGGAGAUCAAUGACCUCUUGGCACUUGGGAGCGAGAAAUUGUUGAUUCAUGAGAACCUGGAGCGUGGAGUGUAUGUGUCUGGCCUGCGGGAAGAGAUUGUUAACAAUGCUGAACAGGUGCUAAAGCUUCUUGAGCUUGGCGAAGCAAAUAGGCAUUUCGGAGAAACAAACAUGAACAUACGGAGCAGCCGGUCCCACACUAUUUUUAGGAUGGUCAUUGAAAGCAGUGCUAAGGACCAGAUGAACUCUGGAGAUGCAAUCCGUGUAUCUGUCUUGAACUUGGUAGAUUUAGCUGGAUCAGAAAGAAUCGCCAAGACAGGAGCUGAUGGUGUGAGGCUCAAGGAAGGGAAGCAUAUUAACAAAAGUUUGAUGAUUCUUGGAAAUGUGAUCAAUAAGUUGAGUGAGAAUGGAAAGCAACGAGGGCACAUCCCCUAUCGUGAUAGUAAGUUGACUCGCAUUCUCCAACCUGCACUUGGAGGCAAUGCAAAGACAUCAAUCAUUUGCACUGCUGCACCUGAAGAGAUUCAUAUUGAGGAAACUAGAGGAACUCUUCAAUUUGCAAGUAGAGCAAAAUGUGUCAGCAAUUGUGCCCAAGUAAAUGAGAUUCUAACAGAUGCUGCUCUGCUGAAGAGGCAAAAGCUGGAAAUAGAAGAACUACGCAAAAAGCUGCAGGGUUCCCAUUCUGAAGUCUUGGAGCAGGUUAUCCUAAAGCAACGCAAUGACAUGCAUAAGUCUGAACUCGAGCGUGAUCGACUGGCAAAUGAACUUGAAGAGGAAAGGAGGUUAAGGGAGACUCUAGAGCACCGUUUGGCGGAGCAACAAAAAAUGUUAGAACACCACAACAUUACCAGCAUAUCAGCAGAUCAGUUUACUGAUUCUAGCCAGCUAGAUGCACUGAAAACACCAGAAUCUAAGCAUAUGCCAGAUGGAUUUGUUGCCAACCGCUCACACUAUUCAAAGGAUGUGGAGUUCAGCCCAGUACCUGAAAAUUUAGGCACUGUUGCUGGCGAGGACCUCUGGAUGCAGCUGAACAAAGGGUGCAUUACUGAUCUUGAGAUGCUUGAGAUGACACCUGGUUUCAAAUGCGCGCCAUCCUUGAUAGAAGAUACAAUAGCAGCUGCACCACUGGACGAGUCUAUUGACACGAGAUGCCAAAGGUUGGAAAAGGACUGCACCUUCAAUCGGCAGCAGCUUGAGGACAGGUGUGCGGCACUCGAGAAGGAGCGGGAACUACUCAAGGAGGAGAACUCGUCAUUGCUACAAGAGCUCUCCAAGUCGAAGCAGGACGCCAAUCAUCUUGUUGCUGAAAAGGAGGAGCUGCUGAAGGAUCUGGAGGCUGAGAGGUGCAGGAUGGAUGAGCUGAAGCAGGAUAUUAGGAUGUUCAGCCAGGCCUUCGCGCAAAGGCAAGGGCAGCUGGCGUCCCUACACACCAAAUCGAAGGCCAUUGUGGACAACUUCAAGGCCUCUCAGGUCGCAUUGCCUUUAGAUCAAGCGUAAGUCUCUGCACAUCUGCAACCCUGCUCAAUUGCGGAUUUGUUUAUGUGCUUGUAAUACGUGUGUGCGUCUGUUAUACGGGUGUUGGAUUUGUUCUCUGUAAGAUUCAGUUUCUGUUGGAAAGUGUGGCUUGGGAAAAGACAUUAAUUAUAUAUUUCACUAGCGUUCCGAAGGUGUCAAGUGUAGUUGACAUUGUGAGCGCGUUAGGUUAAUUUAUGGUAGAAACAAGAUUGUAUUGAGCAUGUCUUUGUGGAAAGGUAUCAAUUUUUGUUUAUCUUUCUUCA